Molecule: messenger RNA, 1020 nt
Organism: Alternaria ventricosa
Lineage: Eukaryota; Fungi; Ascomycota; Dothideomycetes; Pleosporales; Pleosporaceae
Exons: 2
Coding region: 1-1020 (339 amino acids)
Cellular component (GO): plasma membrane
Source: RefSeq, a predicted model, not a curated record
AUGUUUACACCCGUCGAGACUUCCAUCGGCGCAUUUCUGCUACACCAAGCGACUAGCAACCUCCUCUAUCAGAAUGGCGAUAUCCUGGGGCUCAGCGGCUAUCUGCGUCGACUCUUCUCUGCGCCUACGAAGGAACUGCUCGCGUUCUUCACGGGCAUGGCUGCCAGCUAUGUUCCGUUGAAGGCAUUAGCACCGCAGUUGAUCACGGAGUAUCCUGCUGUACAGACCAGUCCACAGAGUGCUCUGUUUACGCUAGCGAUUGGUGCUCUGAUAGGAUGGGGGACGAAGAUGUCGAAUGGAUGUACAUCCGGACACAUGCUGUGUGGACUCCCCAGACUAAGUGGACGCUCAGCAAUCGCAGUUGCUACCUUUUUUCCCUCGGCGAUCAUAACACAUCACCUCGCCAAUCCAAGCCUAUCGAAUCCGAUGUGCCCCGGCAGUGCACCAUGCUACAAGCCCGUGUAUCCGUCAACUGAGACGACCGCAUCUCUUCUCGUACUUGCCGUAUUCAGCAUCUUCGCCGCGCGAACCAUACCCAAACUCGUAGCCCAGGUCACGGUCGCACCCGCAGCCAAGGACGCCAAACACCAGCCUGCGGAUACACAUACUGCUGCACGCCUUACCACGCAGUCCUUCUCGGGCCUACUUUUCGCCCUCGGUCUUCACAUCUCGCAGAUGUCACAUCCAGAUAAGGUGGCCGCUUUCUUCUCUUUUCCAGAUUUGCAACACUGGGACCCGUCACUCGCUCUGGUCAUUCUCUUCGGCGUCCUACCCAACUUGAUCGAGAACCAAAUGAAAGGCUUCACCAGCCCGCCAUCUUUCGCUGACAAGUUCUCGCUACCUACGAAGACGUUGCAAGAUGUGGAUAGCAGGUUCAUCGUCGGCGCUGCGGCUUUUGGUGUUGGAUGGGGCUUAACAGGAAUUUGUCCUGGUCCGGCGGUGCUUCGAGCCUUCUUUCAGCCGGCUUGGGGAGCGUUGUGGGUUGGUGGCUUCUGGUUGGGAGGUAAACUGAACAUUUGA